GCGUCCUGCAGGUAGCCCGCAGGCGUCCUGCAGGUAGCCGCCGCCCAGCGGGUCAGCGGAGGAGGAGGAGGAGGAGGAGCCCGCCCGAGGACCGCAGUGGCCCAGCGAACGAGGCCUUCAGGCUGUUGAUCUGAGCCCUUCCCCGAGAGGCUGACCACCGUUUCUUAUCGGUUGAGGCCCCGGCUGGCCCCUCGAUCGAUCGUGUAGGUAAGCCGAACCCGGAGGUGACCGGCUCACCGUGCGUGUGGUGGCUCUGUCUCCUGCAGUGGUGACUUCCCUCCGGGCCCCGGCGAGCAUGGCCCUCUUCAGACAGUUCUCGCUUCUCCUCUGGAAGAACUUCACGCUACAGAAGCGGCAGGUCCUGGUCUCCUUGGUGGAAGUCUCGCUGCCGCUGCUGUUUGCCGCCAUCCUGAUCGCGCUGCGCCUCAGGGUGCUCUCCGUGGGCCACCCCAACAUCACCACCUACCCCAGCCUGGGCAUCGACGAGCUGCCCCCGCUCUUCCAGCAUCCGCGCUCGGGCGUCCAGUGGGAGCUGGCCUACGUGCCCUCAGGCAGCGUGGCCGUGCGGGAGGUGGCCGAGGCCGUGGAGAGGUCCCUGCGCGCCGGCCUCCGUGUUCGAGGCUUCCCCACCGAGAGAGACUUCGAGGAUUACGUCAAGUCCGACAACCGGUCCGGCAACGUCCUGGCGGCCGUGGUGUUCGAGCACUCCUUCAACCACAGCUGGGACCCCCUGCCGCUUCAGGUGACGUACAGGCUGCGCUUCAAGUCCAGCCCGCGGAACGCCCCCAGGAGCGAGCAGACCGGCCUCAGCCCUAACCUGGACCGUGACUGGCAUACCGGCUACCUGUUCCCGCUCUUCCAGCUCCCUGGACCACGAGAGGCCUCCUUCCCCGACGGGGGGACCCCUGGCUACCUGCGCGAGGGCUUCCUGGCGGUACAGCACGCCGUGGACCGAGCCGUGAUGGUCCAGCACGCGGCCGCGCCGGCCGCCCGGCUGCUGGACCGCGUGGCCGUGGCCCUGAAGCGGUUCCCGCACCCGCCGUACUUCGACGACGUCUUCAUCCUGGCCAUCCAGAACCAGUUGCCGCUGCUGCUCAUGCUCAGCUUCACCUACACCUCCCUCAACGUCGUCCGCGCCGUCGUGCACGAGAAGGAGAAGAAGCUGAAGGAGUAUAUGCGCAUGAUGGGGCUCAGCAGCUGGCUGCACUGGACGGCCUGGUUCCUCAUGUUCUUCCUCCUCCUGCUAGUGUCUGCCUUCUUCGUCACCGUGCUCCUGUGCAUCAAGGUAAGUGAGGAAGGGGCGGUUCUCCGAAACAGCGAUCCCACCUUGGUGUUUGCCUUUCUGACCUGCUUCUCCGUGUCCACCAUCUCCUUCAGCUUCAUGGUCAGCACCUUCUUCUCCAAAGCCAACGUGGCCGCGGCCGCCGGAGGCUUCCUCUACUUUUUCUCCUACAUCCCGUACUUCUUCAUCGCCCCGCGCUACGACGUGAUGUCGCACAGCCAGAAGCUGGCCUCCUGCCUCAUUUCCAACGUUGCCAUGGCCAUGGGGGCCCAGCUGAUCGGCAUGUUUGAGGGCAAAGAGACCGGCGUCCAGUGGAGCGAGCUGAUGAAGCCGGUCAGCGUGGACGACAACUUCACCCUGGCCCAGGUGCUGGGCAUGCUGCUUCUGGACUCGGUUCUGUACGGCCUGGUCACCUGGUACAUGGAGGCCGUCUUCCCCGGAGAGUUCGGACUGCCCCAGCCCUGGUACUUCUUCCUGACGCCCUCCUACUGGAGUGGGCACCCAAGGACGGCCGUGGGCCGAGAAAAAGAAGAAGAAGAGGAUCCCGAGAAAGCGCUGAAAAGCCAGUACAUCGAAGAGGAGCCUGCGGGCCUGGUGUCGGGAAUCAAGAUCAAGCAUCUGGCCAAGGUGUUCAAAGUGGGGAAUAAGAGCAGAGAAGCGGUCCGAGACCUGACGGUGAACAUGUUCGAAGGCCAGAUCACGGUCCUUCUGGGACACAAUGGAGCUGGGAAGACCACCACCUUGUCCAUGCUUACAGGCCUGUACCCCCCGACCCGCGGGCAGGCGUACAUCAACGGGGCCGAGAUCUCCCAGGACAUGGUUCUGAUCAGGAAGAGCCUGGGCCUGUGCCCCCAGCACGACGUCCUGUAUGAUAAGCUGACGGUGGCCGAGCACCUCUACUUCUACGCCGGGCUGAAAGGAGUGUCGCGGUGGAAGUGCCCCGAAGAGAUGGAGCGCACCCUGGCCGUCCUGGGGCUGGAGGAGAAGCGCCACACGCAGUCCCGAGCCCUGAGCGGGGGCACGAAGCGCAAGCUGUCCAUCGGCAUCGCUCUCAUCGGAGACUCCAAGGUGCUGAUGCUGGACGAGCCCACGUCCGGCAUGGACCCGGCCUCCCGCCGAGCCACCUGGGAUCUCCUGCGGCAGCAGAGGAGCGGCCGCACCGUCCUGCUGACCACCCACUUCAUGGACGAGGCCGACCUGCUGGGAGACCGCAUAGCCAUCAUGGCCAAGGGGGAGCUUCAGUGCUGCGGGUCUCCCCUCUUCCUCAAGCACAAAUACGGAGCCGGGUACCACAUGGUCAUGGUGAAGGAGCCCCACUGCGACCUGGAGGGCAUUUCCCACCUGAUCCGCCGCUCCGUGCCCAACGCCACCCUGGAGAGCAAUGCCGGGGCCGAGCUCUCCUUCAUCCUGCCCAAGGAGAGUACUCACAGGUUUGAAGCUCUGUUCACAGAGCUGGAACAGAAGCGGGCCGAGCUAGGCAUCGCCAGCUACGGUGCGUCCGUCACCACCAUGGAGGAAGUCUUCCUUCGGGUGGGCAAGCUGGUGGACUCGAGCAUGGACAUCCAGGCCAUCCAGCUGCCGGCGCUGCAGUACCAGCACGAGCGCCGCUCCAACGACUGGGCCCCGCUGGACGACUCCAGCAGCCUGAGCGGGGCCACGGACGGGACCGACGACGGCGCCGGCGCCCUCAUCACCGAGGACUGCUCCAACGUCAAGCUCAACACCGGGGUGUCCCUGGGCUGCCAGCAGUUCUACGCCAUGUUCACCAAGAGGGCCGUGUACACCUGGCGGAACUGGAAGAUGGUGGUGGCGCAGUUCCUGGUGCCCCUCAUCUUCACGGCCUUCGCUCUGGUGGUGGCCAGGACCUUCCCGGGCCCGCGGGACUCCCCGCUCCUGCGUCUGACCCUGGAGCCCUACGGGCACACGGCCGUGCCCUUCGCCGUCUCGGCCGGGGCGUCCGAGCUGGGCCGGCGGCUGGCGGAGCAGCUGGCGGAGACCCUGCGGGCCCGGCGCCAGGAGCCUCUGGAGGUGCAAGGCGACCUGGAGGAGUUCCUGGUCUUCAGGGCGUCGGAGGAGGGCGGGGCUUUCCGAGAGCACUGCAUCGUGGCCGCCGCCUUUGACGGCAUCGACAACCGCACGCUGGUCACCGCCCUGUUCAACAACCAGGCCUACCAUUCCCCCGCUGCGGCCCUCGCCCUGGUGGACAACGUCCUCUUCAAGCUGCUGGCGGGGCCCAACGCCUCCAUCACCGUCAGCAACUUCCCUCAGCCCCGCAACAUCGCUGAGACGGCCAAGGACCAGCUCAUGGAGGGCCAGACGGGCUUCGCCAUUUCCAUCAACCUGCUGUACGGCAUGGCCUCCCUGGCGAGCACUUUCUCCCUGCUGCUGGUCAGCGAGCGGGCCAGCAAGGCCAAGCACGUCCAGUUUGUCAGCGGGGUCUACGCCGUCAACUUCUGGCUCUCCGCCCUGCUGUGGGACCUCAUCAACUUCCUCGUGCCCUGCCUGCUGAUCCUGGUGGUCUUCCAGGCCUUCGACGUGGAAGCGUUCACCCACGACAGGCACCUGGCGGACGUGAUGCUGGUCUUCUUGCUGUACGGCUGGGCCGUCAUCCCCCUCAUGUACCUGCUCAGCUUCUGCUUCUCUGUGGCCGCCACGGCCUACACCCGCCUCACCGUCUUCAACAUCCUCACGGGCACCGCCGCCUUCCUCGCCAUCACCAUCAUGUCCAUCCCAGAGCUCGGACUACUGGACCUCUCGCGGACUCUGGACAAGGUGUUCCUGGUGCUGCCCAACUACUGCCUGGGCCAGUGCGUCAGCCUCUUCUACCAGAACUACGAGUUCAUCCAGUUCUGCACCUCCUCCGUGGAGGCUGUUUUCAUCUGCAAGGCCUUCAACAUUAGCUACCAGCUGGAUUUCUUCGCGUGGGAGACUCCGGGGAUCGGGACGUACCUGACCUCCAUGGCCGUCCAGGGCGUCUGCUUCCUCCUGCUGCUGUUCCUCGUCGAGGCCGACCUCCUCUGGAGGCUGCGGAGGCUGGUGUGGGGCACGUGCAGGAGGCGCAAGUGGGCGCAGCUGCUAGAACGGGCGGCCCCAUUGCCUGAAGACCGGGACGUGGCUGAUGAGCGUAAGAAAGUCCUGGAGUCCCCUCCCGAGCUGCCGUCCGCUCCGAGCAGCCCCCUGGUCAUCAAGGAGCUCACCAAGGUGUACGGGGGCAGCGGCUGCCUCCUGGCCGUGGACCGGAUCUCCCUGGCCGUCGGCAAGGGCGAGUGUUUCGGCCUGCUGGGCUUCAACGGGGCUGGCAAGACCACCACCUUCAAGAUGCUCACGGGCGACGAGAGCGUCACGGCGGGGGACGCCUACGUGGACGGCCACAGCAUCCUGGCCGACAUCAAGAAGGCGCAGCAGCGCAUCGGCUACUGCCCGCAGUUCGACGCCCUGCUGCCCCACAUGAGCGGGCGGGAGACGCUCAGCAUGUACGCGCGGCUGCGGGGGGUCCCCGAGCGGUACGUGGGCAGCUGUGUGGAGAACAUGCUGCGUGGCCUCCUCCUCGAACCCCACGCCGACCGGCUGGUCAGAGUAUACAGCGGCGGGAACAAGCGGAAACUGAGCGCCGGCGUGGCCCUGAUUGGCGGGCCCCCGGUCAUCUUCCUGGACGAGCCGUCCACCGGCAUGGACCCGGUGGCCAGGCGCCUGCUCUGGGACGCCGUGACGCGGGCCCGCGAGGGGGGCAAGGCCAUCGUCAUCACCUCCCACAGCAUGGAGGAGUGCGAGGCCCUGUGUACGCGGCUGGCCAUCAUGGUGAACGGGCAGUUCAAGUGCCUGGGCAGCCCGCAGCACCUGAAGAGCAAGUUCGGCAGCGGCUACACCCUCCUCGCCAAGACCCGGGCGGAGGACCAGCUGCCGGCUUUCAAGGCGUUCGUGGAGAAGACCUUCCCAGGCAGCGUCCUGAAGCACAGGCAUCAAGGGCUGGUCCACUACCACCUGACCAACAAGAACCUCAGCUGGGCCCAGGUGUUCGGCACCCUGGAGAAAGCCAAAGAGAAGUUGGGGCUGGAAGACUAUUCCGUCAGCCAGAUCUCGCUGGAGCAAGUCUUCCUGAGUUUCACCCACUUUCAGCACUACACUGAGGACCGGGGGAAGUGAAGGAGGACACCCGGGCCCUCCCCGCAGCCUCCGGCCCGGCACCCACCCACCCCCAGCCCCCCUUAGACGCCCCAGGCCAACACUUAGUAUAUAGAGAGAGAGAGAGAAAGAGAGAGAGAGGGGGCGGCACAGUAAUUUAUAUUCCCAACGUGUCUUAAUGUAUAAUUGUAAGGGAGCUGAGGGGACCAAGGGCAGCCAGCCUGGGAGGGCAGGGAUGCGGUGAGGGCUGCGACGGUUGCCGUAUGUGGCGGGACUGGGGAGGGGCUCGGCACCCCAUCUGCCUCGGCCGCAGACCCCACGGGCGGGUAGGGGCCGAGCGGGACAUCCCGCACCCAUCCCCACCCGUCCCGGACACCGUGGAGGAGUCCGGUUCAGCAGGUUGUGGGGAUGGGGUGUGUUUUUCUGGUCCUCCCACCCCUGGCUGUCGUCCGGCUGGAGCUGCCCCCUGCGAGGGACGGUGGGGAGAGUCACCGGCGCACUGUCCAGGGAACAUUACCUGCCUCAGAGCCCUGCACGGGUGUGCGUGUGCGUGUGUGUGUGUGUCUGUGCAAUGCAUGGGCUUCUGGGGUGUGUGUUUGUGUGUGUGUGUGUCCGUCCACGCACGGUGCGUGGGCCUCUGCGGUUUGUGUGUGCGUGCGUUUGUCCGGUAGUCUGUAUGUACCGUGUGUGUAGCUAUGCAUACGUAGAUGUGUCAGUGUCUGCUGUGUCCGUGAGAAGCGGCGAGGCCUAGUGGAAAGAGCACCGGGACCUGAGUUCUAAUCCGGACUCUGCCACGUGCCUUCAGGGUGACC
This is a messenger RNA of Tachyglossus aculeatus (Australian echidna), 6216 nucleotides long. RefSeq names its product ATP binding cassette subfamily A member 3 (gene ABCA3). Gene Ontology annotation, biological process: transmembrane transport; lipid transport. NCBI's taxonomy places the organism in Eukaryota, Metazoa, Chordata, Mammalia, Monotremata, Tachyglossidae. The record is from RefSeq and is a predicted model, not a curated record. The coding region runs from base 296 to 5425 and encodes 1709 amino acids. Gene Ontology annotation, cellular component: membrane; intracellular membrane-bounded organelle. The transcript has 32 exons. Gene Ontology annotation, molecular function: ATP hydrolysis activity; lipid carrier activity; ATP binding.